UCUUGGUUCGGUUCUUAGAAGGGGGUGGCGGAGAUUAGGGAUCGGGGGAACUGCUGAUAUUUAGGGAAACGUGCUGGGUUUGUUUGUUUUCUGUUUUUCCAGCAGACGUCAGGAGGCAUGCCGAUGUACCAGGUAAAGCCGAUCAGUGGGGGAGAUAUCCAGAUUGACUUGCCGACCUGCAUGUACACGUUAGCGAAUAUCCACGAUCAGAGAAGCGGCUGUGCACAGGCGCACCAGGACGGAGAGGCCGACCCGGCGGUGCGGGCCCUGGAGGCGCGGCAGGACGAGAUCCUGCGCCGGCUGCUGGAGCUGAAGGCCGCCGUCGAGGGGCUGUCCAAGGCCAUCGCCACGCCCGACGCCGACGUUGACGUGACCAGCGUGUCCCGGGACGUGGGCCACGCGCCCGGCGCCGGCGCCGCAGGUCUGGACUCGCUGCUGGGCAAGGACAACGGCGCGCUCAGGGACAUCGUGGUCAACGCCAACCCCACGCGGCCGCCCCUGGCCCUGCUGGUGCUGCACAGCCUCCUGCGGCAGCGCUACAGGGUGCUGUCCACCGCGCACGUCCACUCCUCCGUCCCCUCCGUCCCCCCGGGGCUUCUGGCCUGCCUCGGCCCACGCGACCCCGUCAGCUGCUCCCGCCACGACUUCCAGCUGGGCUUCACGCUGAUAUGGAAAGAUGUGCCCAAACCCCAGAUGAAGUUCAGCAUCCAGAACAUGUGCCACAUCGAAGGGGAGGGCAACAUCGCUCGCUUCCUGUACAGGCUGCUGGGCUGCGGGCCACAGGACGCCGUGAUGGCCACUGUGGUGGACAGCUGGGUGGACACGGCCUUCUUCCAGCUGGUAGAGGGCAGCAGCAAGGAGAAAGCUGCCGCGCUGCGGGCUCUGAACGGGGCUCUGGGCCGGUCUCCGUGGCUGGCGGGCUCGGAGCUGUCGCUUGCUGACAUCGUGUGCUUCUGCGCCGUGCUGCAGUCUGCCAGCACCAGCUCCGUCCCCACCAACGUGCAGAAGUGGAUCAAGUCCUGCGAGAACUCGGGAUACUUUACCUGCGUCUCCCAGCUGAUGCGGUCCCCAUGAGGCUUCUGCAUCAUAUUCAAGUGAAGAGUGACCUCAAGAUGUCUCAAUACUAAGGAAAAUGCUCCCUCCCACCUUGUGCCUAUAUGAUCUAGAGCUGUGCAGGUUUAGUACCCAUUUAAAAAUGUUAUUUGGGUUCUGACUCAGUGGUGGAAAUGUUAAGUACUGUAAGCUAAAAAAUACUUUUAAUGUAAAGCAGCAUUUGUAGAAGUUUUUCUUCUAAAAAAUAAAAAAAAUCUUCCACAUUG
This is a messenger RNA of Lepisosteus oculatus (spotted gar), 1319 nucleotides long. RefSeq names its product aminoacyl tRNA synthetase complex interacting multifunctional protein 2 (gene aimp2). Lineage: Eukaryota; Metazoa; Chordata; Actinopteri; Semionotiformes; Lepisosteidae. The record is from RefSeq and is a predicted model, not a curated record. Gene Ontology annotation, cellular component: aminoacyl-tRNA synthetase multienzyme complex.